Molecule: messenger RNA, 2668 nt
Organism: Tuber melanosporum (Perigord truffle)
Lineage: Eukaryota; Fungi; Ascomycota; Pezizomycetes; Pezizales; Tuberaceae
Exons: 5
Coding region: 283-1332 (349 amino acids)
Biological process (GO): peroxisome organization
Cellular component (GO): peroxisomal membrane
Source: RefSeq, a predicted model, not a curated record
ACCAGAACGACUUCAAAAUAGCCCAAAAGUUGGUGGAAGGGUACGUCGGGAAAAAGAAACAAACAUCCAGCCAUACAGAAAAAACACCUCAAAUUCAAGAUCAAAAUCUCCGAUCGGGAAAUCAGAGACAUUGGGAUGGUCAGUUACUGGCCCAGCCCAUCCAUUCUACACGUAGCAACCCCCCAGCCUAUCACGCUAUUCCCCUCCUAUAACAAUCAAUAACCCCUUCCCGUCUCUCUCUCACCGAUGGCCAGUUUCUCCAAACUACAUCCAUCCCUCACCAUGUACGGCGACUUCAUCACAAAGAACGCUGGCGCUGUCUCCCAGAUCGAAUCAGCACUACGGUCGCUGACCUAUAUCGUACCAGCCAGGUUUAAGGAUGUAGAGUUAGCAUCUGAGUCGCUUCAUAGCGGCAUUCAGAUACUUUCGCUUUACCAUGACUCGCUUCUGGCUCGUGCCGUCACGAAGAUACCCCCUGGCGUGCAGAAACCAUCGCCACACAAUCGUUAUACCAAGUUUUGGACACAAAAGAGCCCCGGUUACAAGAAACUUGCGUUGAUCGUUACUAUGAUACAGUAUACCGAGCUACUGUGGGAGAUGUCGGCUAAGAGGAGAGGGCAGAAGAUGCGUUGGAGAGCUGUUAUUGUUCUAGAGGCGAUAAAAGCAAUUUGCCGACUGCUGCUCCUGCGUCUAACAAACUCACGUCCACUGCUCACACCUCCUCUUCCUGAACGGGAAAUUGAUCCCCAGACGCUCGAGGAAACCUUGGGUCCAGAGUCCUCUCCUCCCGAGGAGACGUGGAAAAUGCCACGCACGGGCCUUUGCCUCCCUUCCCUCCCCGCAACAAACCAAAUCUCGCAAUAUCUCCUCACAAAGGUCCUCACGGCGGAGGAUAUCAAACCGCCAUCACAGCUUCUUCAUCGGAUUCGCGGCACGGGCUACUAUGCCGAGGUUCUUUACAUAAUCAGGCCGGUCAUAUAUGCCCUUGCCAUGAAAAAGUGGGCGCAAGACAAGAAAUCGUGGAGGCCUUGGCUCAUCGGUUUCAGCUUGGAGUAUGCUGCUCGACAGCUGUCUAAGAGAGACUUUGAGAUGAAUGUUCCUGGUGGGAUGAAGGGAUUGACCGCACUGGAGAGAGAGGAGAUGACUAGGAGAGCAUGGGGGAUGGGCUGGUGGGGUGUCAGAGGCGCAUUCUAUGAGAAUGUUACUGGGCCCUGGUUGAAAGCAAUUUCCACCAAACUAGCCGACAAGCCUGCUCUCAAUCUUAUAGCAGGUCUUCUUGAGGAUUAUCAAUACCUCUGGGACAACUACUACUUCUCCACCGCAACACUAUAACUUUAGCCGCUAACCAGACAUCUAUCAUCCUUUAAUGGCCACACAACCCACAUGACUAUAUUUCUUUCUUAUGUGCAUUUGAAAACCCUUAAGAAGCGUAUUUUGCUCCCUGCUUUUCUUCCAUGUAUUUUCUAUCUGUACGAGUAGCUGGCCAGGACUUUUUACUUUGUUUUGUUUUAUCAUCGCUAUGAUACCAUUACCAUUAUCAAUCCUUUCUUUCCUUCCCUCUGCUGUCUAUCCCUUAUAUUCGUUAUGACGGGGCGUGGCUGGAAGGAGGGCGACGGGUCUUCUUAGCUCUUGUUUUUUGUCUCGUUUUCCUCUCUUGAAUUUUGGAAUUGUAUCUAUUUUGUAAUCUCGUAUAGCCAGAUGAUGCCCUGUCUAUUAAACCUCGACAAUUAAAGUAAUAACGAAAUACCCCCCCCCCCCCGAAAUAAACAAUUGCAAGCAAUCAGGUAAAGUCCCUCGUAUCCUACCAAUCAAAACUACAAUUGAAAAAGAAAACCCCCAACCCCAACCCCAACCCCAACCCCAAGCCCAGAGUGUUCCCUUCCUCCACCCAACCCCUCACUCAACUCACCUCACGAACCUCCUUCUCCCCUAUGCCCCCUCCACGGUCUCCAACCCACCCAACCCAUCGCGCCCGCACAGCAAUCGACCAAAAAAAAAACCCCCCUGCCCCGCAAAGCAACAAGUAUCAUAACAUCAUACAAAACGCCACCACCAAGCACCACCGCGACCUGCACAGGAAGACACGCCCCAAAUGUCGCGCGAUAAGCAGCACACGCAGAGUAUACCCUCCGGCAGUGCGCAAGCCACGAGGGUUGUGCUGGUGCGUUUGGUGGGGGGAGGGGAUCGGGCAUGAUUUUGUUUCCCUCUUCUCAUCUGUGAGGACACAUAACUACUAACUUACUGGUAUCAAGACUCCACGAUGGAGGCCGGGACUUCCUGUACUGUACUCGUAUGAUACUGCGCAUCUCGGAGCAUUUGGGUCGUCUCCUGCGAAAUCUGGGUAUGUUGCUGGUGCUGGGGCCUCUGAGAUAUGGGAGGGUCUGAAAUGGGUUGUGAUAUGACCGACCGACUACCCUUACUCGAGUACGUGCCGCCGCCUACAGUGCAUGCUAGUGGGUAGGGUAGGGUGGGUGAGGGAGAAGUUUAGAGGCUUCAUAUACUCGAAUAUGUGAAUCGGGGGGUUCCGAUUUGAGUAAAGGCAAAGAAAAGGAAAAACAAAGGAGAGCAUAAAAGAAACUCCCAAACUAAAGGAAAGAAAUCCUAUGGUACAUUGUGCAUAUCAGUUUACCAUGAUAAAGGAUCGAAGGAAAGGAAAGGAAAGGAAAAA